Molecule: messenger RNA, 360 nt
Organism: Lymnaea stagnalis (great pond snail)
Lineage: Eukaryota; Metazoa; Mollusca; Gastropoda; Lymnaeidae
Source: the annotation of a GenBank genome assembly
UGGUUGGCCAGCAUCGAGGCGGCAGAGCCCCUGGACGAGGUCGAUUAUACAAAAGAACAAAGAAGGCUGUCGUCGUCUCUCAGCGAUAUCUCCGGCUCGCUGUCUCUGUUGAAGGCGGACCACCGUGAGCAGGGCGAUGAGGGGAACCGACGCAAACUCUCGAACUACGAACUCAUUCCGAUCAGCGAGCUUGAGCAGGGCACGGAGGAGCAGGGGACUGACGGGGAGCAGGGCGUUGAGGUCGAGGUGCCCGAAGAGACUUUUGUUUGGGACAUUUCUCAGGACACGCGCCCUCAGUCCCCCAGCUCUGGCGAAGAAAUGUGCAGCUCUUGUAAGAAAAUUAGUCCUCAGGUAGACAGC